This is a messenger RNA of Vanrija pseudolonga, 690 nucleotides long. RefSeq lists its product as uncharacterized. The record is from RefSeq and is a predicted model, not a curated record. The transcript has a single exon. The coding region runs from base 1 to 690 and encodes 229 amino acids. Lineage: Eukaryota; Fungi; Basidiomycota; Tremellomycetes; Trichosporonales; Trichosporonaceae.
AUGCCGCCCAGCUCGCACCCCUUCCUCACCGACCAGACGCCGUACCUCGACCGGCGGUUCAGCGCCACCAGCCUCCGCAGCACGAGCAGCGCAGGCUCGUACCACACCAACCGGAGCAGCAGCUCGAGCGCCAGCGCGCUCCCGCACGACCCGUGCUGGCCGUUCCACCGCGGCUCGGCCUCGGGGCCCAGCAGCCGCGGCGCAGCCCCACCGCCCGUGUCAGCCCUGCAGCCCUCGGCGCCCAUCUACCCCUCGACAGCGGCACGCACGUCGCAGCCCGUCUCGCGCACCCAGGCAUACUCGCACCUCAGCGUAGCGUCCACCCGCAGCGUGCCGACCAGCAGCAGCAGCAGCCACUCGCCCCGCAGCGCCCCGCUGCCCAUCACCCCCAGCAGCGGCUCGUCCACCUCGUCGAGCUCGUCGCCCAUGGCCAGCCCCACCACGCCCGUGUCCGCGACAAUAGACCGCUCGUGCCUCGUGUGGAUGCGCGAGGCCGAGCAGCACGAGUACUUGUUCGGCAGUGUCGCAUCGCGCGACACGUCCCCGCGCGAAAUCCACCGGCGCCUCCUGCAUCCAGACGAGCUCGCAGAGCACGUCGAGGAGCUGCGCGUCGUCGAGGACAUGGCGGCCGCCGCAGACAGGCCGUGCAGGCUCAACCUCAAGUGCAGGAAUCGCGGGCAGCGGUUCUAA